Molecule: messenger RNA, 1456 nt
Organism: Chelmon rostratus (copperband butterflyfish)
Lineage: Eukaryota; Metazoa; Chordata; Actinopteri; Chaetodontiformes; Chaetodontidae
Gene: rasl11b
Product: RAS-like, family 11, member B
Exons: 4
Coding region: 188-934 (248 amino acids)
Molecular function (GO): GTP binding; GTPase activity
Source: RefSeq, a predicted model, not a curated record
ACGCCGCGUCUUCCUCGUCUGUCCCGCUGUAGCGUUGGUAAACUUCUCCUCUCUGAGCGUCUUCAGGAGUGAUUUAGGAUCUACUUUUAUCUGAAAGCUUUGUCCGCGAGCGCCGUAAGACGUUUCGGACAAGACAGUUUGUCUCCGCUUUGCUUUCUCGGACGGAAUCGACAACCGAGGAGAAGAAAUGCGCCUCAUCCACAACAUGACGACCAUUGCGGAGUAUCCAGCAGCGGAGUACUCGGUCCCCAACCGGGUCAUUAAAAUGGCUGUGAUAGGAGGCAGCGGAGUUGGGAAAACCGCGCUCGUGGUGAGAUUCCUAACGAGGCGCUUCAUCGGGGACUAUGAGAGAAACGCCGGUAAUCUCUACUCCAGAGAAGUCCAGGUGGAUGGAGAGCAGGUGACCAUCCAGGUUCAAGACACUCCAGGUGUGGAGAUGACUGAUAAUGGCAUCAGUCUGCCCGACCAUGUGACCUGCUCCAUCCAGUGGGCCGAUGCGGUGGUGCUCGUGUACUCUGUGACAGACCGCCGCAGCUUCGAUUUGAUCGAUCAGCUGCACCAGCUGGUUGUGCGCACCGGCGGCGCCAAUAUGCCCCCUGUAAUCCUGCUGGCCAAUAAGGCGGACCUGCUGCACCUGAGGCGGGUCGACUCCCAGCAGGGCCCUUUGCUGGCGGGAACGCUGGGCUGCUGUUUCUAUGAAGUAUCUGCCAGCGAGGACUACAGCCAGGUGCACAGUGCCUUCCACAGGCUGUGCUGCCAGCUCGCCAAGCAGCCGCCUCCCGCCUCCAACUCCUCACACAACUCUGCCAGCGCCGCCACGGAGAAGAGGCGCUCGCCCCUCAUCCCCAGGCCGAAGUCUCCCAACAUGCAAGACCUGAAGAGGCGCUUCAAGCAGGCGCUUUCGGCGAAAGUCAGGACCGUCACCUCGGUGUGAGGGGGGCUAGAAGUUGAAAGUGGUCCAGAGCGGCCACAGAGAGAAAGAAAGCAUCGAAGGUGGAAAAGAGGACAGAAGAUUCAUGCUUCUAGUAGGUGUUAAAUAGCCGGAGGCAGGCGAAUCUUUACAGAGGUAGUGGCCUCUAAAUGGGCAGGUGUCUGUCCUGUCGGACACCAUGCGUGAGGAGACGCAGCGAGGAGGUUCAUCCUCUCCUCAGGAGGAGAAACGCCACCUGAGGACACAGAAGCAGCUGUGCGAGGCUGACUGAACCCCAGACUCCCUGCAUAUCAAAUCAGAAAGCUUAAAUCAAGCUCUCCUGGCAACAGCGGCUCUCAAGGACUCUGCUGCUUAUUUUUAGCUGUGUUGCCCAUUGUGGCCAUUUUUUUUCAGACUGCCACUACAUGGCAUCGCUAAAUGCUGCCAUCAUUACAGCAGCUACUUGAGCCAGAGCUCUGUGUGUGUACUCAGUCUCUUUUUUAUGUCAAUAGCUGCAGUAUAUUUUUUGCAGCAUCCAGAACUGUG